AUGGAUGAAGCAAAUCCCUUACACCAUGAUGAAAAUUUGCAUUUUGAAAAGACUAUUGAAUUAUAUGUAGUGCCUAAGCCUAGGGCAGAAUGCACCAAGGGUGAACAAUUGGUUGUGACAUUUGGAGCUGGUUACAUUGCUGGUGUAUUCUGUGCUAUUGUUUCCCAUCCAGCUGACACGUUAGUGUCUAAAUUGAAUCAAGCUAAGGGUGCCUCUGCUGGAGAUAUUGUUAAGAAAUUGAUUCAUGGGAUUAUGGCAAGGAUUGGGACCCAGGAUUGUAAUGGUAGGAACAUUGACGGCCGCUCAAUGGUUUAUCUAUGA
Molecule: messenger RNA, 321 nt
Organism: Macrosiphum euphorbiae (potato aphid)
Lineage: Eukaryota; Metazoa; Arthropoda; Insecta; Hemiptera; Aphididae
Source: the annotation of a GenBank genome assembly